Molecule: messenger RNA, 2413 nt
Organism: Eptesicus fuscus (big brown bat)
Lineage: Eukaryota; Metazoa; Chordata; Mammalia; Chiroptera; Vespertilionidae
Gene: POLR3F
Product: RNA polymerase III subunit F
Exons: 9
Coding region: 71-1021 (316 amino acids)
Biological process (GO): transcription by RNA polymerase III
Cellular component (GO): RNA polymerase III complex
Source: RefSeq, a predicted model, not a curated record
UCGCUCGGGCACCGCUGGUUGUCAGGCCGGUACGCGAUUCUCACCCCUCUGGUAUAGGAACCGCGUCCUCAUGGCUGAGGUGAAGGUGAAGCUGCAGCCGCCCGACGCGGAUCCAGUAGAAAUAGAAAACAGGAUUAUAGAAUUAUGCCACCAGUUCCCUCACGGAAUCACAGACCAAGUUAUUCAAAAUGAAAUGCCUCAUAUAGAAGCUCAGCAGCGGGCAGUGGCAAUCAAUAGACUGUUGUCUAUGGGUCAGUUGGAUCUCUUAAGGAGCAAUACAGGCCUUCUGUAUAGAAUAAAGGAUUCUCAGAAUGCUGGUAAAAUGAAGGGAUCAGAUAACCAAGAAAAACUAGUAUAUCAGAUCAUAGAGGAUGCAGGAAAUAAAGGAAUAUGGAGCAGAGACAUCCGGUAUAAAAGUAAUUUGCCAUUAACAGAAAUUAACAAAAUUUUAAAGAAUUUGGAAAGUAAAAAGCUUAUCAAAGCUGUUAAGUCUGUAGCAGCCUCAAAAAAAAAGGUGUAUAUGCUCUAUAACCUGCAGCCUGACCGGUCUGUGACAGGUGGAGCCUGGUACAGUGACCAGGAUUUUGAAUCUGAAUUUGUAGAGGUGCUUAACCAACAGUGUUUUAAGUUCCUACAAACCAAGGCAGAAACAGCCCGAGAAAGCAAACAGAAUCCAAUGAUACAAAGAAAUAGUUCAUUUGCUUCAUCACACGAAGUGUGGAAAUAUAUCUGUGAAUUGGGGAUCAGUAAGGUAGAGUUGUCCAUGGAGGACAUUGAAACUAUCUUGAAUACACUCAUAUAUGAUGGGAAAGUGGAGAUGACUAUCAUCGCUGCAAAGGAAGGCACAGUUGGCAGUGUAGACGGACACAUGAAACUGUACAGAGCAGUCAAUCCAAUCAUCCCACCUACGGGCUUGGUCCGGGCCCCCUGUGGACUCUGCCCGGUUUUUGACGACUGCCAUGAAGGUGGUGAGAUUUCACCAUCUAACUGUAUUUACAUGACAGAAUGGCUUGAAUUUUAAUAGAGAGCUAGGAACUUUAUGACAUCUUUCAAAUGAAGUUACUUUGGGAGCAAAUAAUUUAACUCAUGAUGGAACAUCAAAUUCCCUUGAAAGCAAACUUCACAAUAAUGGAUACAGACUUACUGCUAUGAAAAUAUAUUUUUUAAAUCUAUGAAGACUAAGUUUAUAUUGGUAGAGUAGCCACCAGAAUAUAAAGCAGGUAAGUGAAAUCCAUUCCUUAGUAAAUAAAAUACUUUGAAGUUCUGGAGGACAACAUCUGAAGCUUUCAAGAUUUGACUGUCCAAGAAAAAAGAAGCCAACAAAUGCAUAUUUACCAAUGGAUAAUGGCUGUAGCCUAAAAAUGCUUGUUUUAAAGCUAUUUAUUAAGGUCUUCAUUGGAAAUUGUUUAUAUCUGGUUCAGUAUCACUAUUUCUGUUUUCUCAAUGGUUCCACUGAGAAGAAAUUAAAACAGAGGAAAGGCAGGAAUAGCAGAGCAGUCUGUACAAAUUGGGGUGUGAAUGGAGAGGAUAGUUGGAACAUCCUUUUCCACAUUCUGUCCUUUUUAUGUCAAAUAUUCUUGCCCUAGCCGGUUUGGCUCAGUGGAUAGAGCGUUGGCCUGCGGACUGAAAGGUCCCAGGUUUGAUUCCGGUCAAGGGCACAUGCCUGGGUUUCAGGCUCAAUCCCCAAUAGGGGCAUGCAAGAGGCAGCUGAUCAAUGAUUCUCUCUCACCAUUGAUGUUUCUAUCUCUUCCUCCCUGAAAUCAAUAAAAAUAUUUUUUAAAAAAUAUAUUUUGAGGUAAAUGCAUUUACCUCAAACCUAAAUGAUAACUAUUGUCAAGGAUGUUUUCAGUCCAUAAAUAUUAUUAUUCGCAUCCAAAAGGGUUUUUUCCCUCUAGACCUUCUUUGUUAAAAUCUUACAAGUUCACUCUGUGGCUCACUUGUAUUAUUUAAUAGAAUUUUUCCUAUAUUCUUAUUAUUUAAGUAAUAUUAAAACUAAAAAGAAUCCAUUGCCCUCUAUUCACACUUUAUUUUGGGAAGGGGUACCAUUCUUCUGUUCUUGUCCUAUUUUAGACUUAUUUCUUUUCUGUUCUAAAACUCAUGGUGUAAUAUGUCUAAACUGAGCAGAAAGCCAUUGUCGUUGUCCUUAGUUCUAAUACCACUUUCAGUUCCAUUCUUUAGACAUAUAGAAAAUACUAGCUUGUUUGAUGUAGUGCUGCACAGAUGUUAGCUGGAGGGCUUUUUAGGAUCUCAGAUAUUGUAUUUUCCCUUUUAACUCCAUUUAAAAGUUUCUGUGUUGCCCUGGGCAGUGUAACUCAGUUGGUUGAACAUCAUCACCCCAUACACAGAGAGGUCACCAGUUCAAUUUCCAGUAAGGGCACACGCCCACGUUGCAGGUUUGAUCCCUAGGGGUGCG